CGGGAUCUGAAAACGGCGGACAGCCCAGUCAUGGGCACCGACGGCCAAGCGCUCCGAUGCGUUGGCUGCUGCUCGUUGCGGCGGCGCUUGCCGAGCCGCAGCUGCACGUCGUGUCUUACCUCAACAAGUUAGACCGGCGCCUGGGAUUUCUGCAGGUCUCUGCGGAGGCCCAACACCUCUACGUGCAGCUGAUGGGGCUGGGCACACGAGCCUAUAUGCCGGACGGGUUGGGGGCCAAGAUCAACGCUCUGCGCCGUUUUGUGGCUGGCAGAAACCCCCAGGACCUGGUGAUCUGUGCGGAUGCCUUUGAUGUGCUGGUGAUGGGAAAUGAAUCCGAGAUCGUGGAGAAGUUUCUCGGGUUGGAAACUGCAUUCAACAAGAGCAUCAUGUUCAAUGCCGAGGCAGCCUGCUAUCCAGAUAUUGAAAAUAUCUGUGAAGCAACCCCAGCUGCCCCCAGCAGCCGGUGGCGCUUCUUGAACGCAGGGCUUUUCAUUGGACGAGCGCAUGCCAUCGAGAGGAUGUUGCAAGAGCAAGUGCCGGAAGACAUCAAUGACCAGGGCUGGUAUCAGCGAUAUCGCAGAGACCAUCCUGAUCUGGUGCUCUUGGAUCAGAACUGCACCUUGCUUUGUGCCCUUUACGGCUUGGACGAUCAAACACUGCAAAAUGGGCGUGUACUUGUGAGCCCAACUCAGACCUUGCCCCCUCUGGUGCACUUUGUGAGUUUUGGCCACUGGACCUUGUGGAAGAAUGGGAUUGCCACUUCUCCUUUACAUCAGACAUUCCAGACCUUGUUUCCAGAGCAGUCGGCUCGACUUGUUGAUGGCUGGUGGGUUGGGAUUCAAGUUGGAUCCACGCACGACUUGGUCAUCUACGAGGGCGCUGGUUGGUGGGGCAUGAUGUCAACCGUGCUUUGUGUCCAGUGCCACCUGCUGGGUUCUCGGGCAGACGAGUGCAAGUAUUUCCCAGCAGGUAAGUGUUUGCUUGUCAACCUCGUGCUCGCCCUUCUCGGGGUGGCUGUUGGAAGCCGUAUGCCCUGUGCUUCUCUUUGUAGAUGUUCUCGCUGGCUUUCGGGACACUUAUGGAGACAGCAGCAAGUGAAGCCGCCAGAAUUAUUGAUCUGA
Molecule: messenger RNA, 1121 nt
Organism: Effrenium voratum
Lineage: Eukaryota; Dinophyceae; Suessiales; Symbiodiniaceae
Source: the annotation of a GenBank genome assembly